CUAGUCGGCGCACUGUUCGCUCAUUCCAAGAACUGGCGUGACAAUUUAUGGUGACGAGAAAUAUUGCUUACGUUGGUUUAUAUUCCCUUUUUCGAGAUGACAUACAUUGUGUUAUCUUGUUGCACCUUCCCCCUGGUCUAGAGCAAACGUGGUAGCUCCUUAUCGUUUCAGCUCGACAAACAGCAUUUUGUUCGUCCAAACGGUGAUCUACGCUACAGAGGGUUUGGUUUCCCGUCAAAUCAACGUCACAUGGGCGAGAUAACGAAGGCGUAAGAAUGCUGCUGACGAUCUCCAUUCCAACCGAGUGUAUCAGUACCCGAGCCUGUCCCAGCCCUGCGUUGUUAUCCCCGCCUUGACCUCAAUAGAUGCCUGGCAGAUGAUAACGAAGACUUGACUCUUUUCGUCAUUAUCGUCCGUCUGUUUCAAGUCACACAAAUAUGGCUGGACUACUCAACCAAGUAUUUGUGCGGAGAGCCACCAUAGCAUUAUGCGUUUUAGGGAUUUUCUUCUGUACUGUUUCCUGUGAAAAGGAACCAAUUGAUGAAUCUGAAACACCCCGCACCGACUCUGCACUACCUUCAGUGCGAGGACAUGUGGUGGAACAAUCAGACAAUGACAAAGGCGAAGAGAAAACGAGUGCUCCCCCUGGAGGGAAUCUUGGAUUUGUGCAUGCAUUUGUUGCUGCACUCUCUGUGAUAGUUGUGUCUGAGCUUGGAGACAAAACGUUUUUUAUUGCUGCAAUAAUGGCCAUGCGUCACCCACGUCUUACUGUUUUCUUGGGUGCUGCGUCUGCUCUCGCAUUUAUGACAGUUUUGUCAGCUGUCUUUGGCUUAGCUGCAACUAUCAUACCUAGAGCGUAUACAUACUAUAUAUCAACAGCUCUGUUUGCCAUUUUUGGUCUGAAAAUGUUACGAGAUGGUUACUAUAUGUCGCCCAAUGAAGGUCAGGAGGAACUGGAAGAAGUUCAGUCAGAUUUACGAAAACGUGAAGAUGAGGGUAAGAAAGUUGAAGAUCAACAACGAGAGGUGGAAGCUGACUUGGUGGUACAGCCAGAACCAACAGAACAAAACUCUGAGGGAUCUAUUAAAAACAAUAAAGAGGUGGUGAUAGAUCCUACUCUUCUAAAUGUUGAGGCCUCUGCCUCUAAUUCCUCUGAGAACCAUAUAGAUUUCAACUCUAAAAAGUCUGAGUUUGAAAGAGAAGCAGCAUCUGGAGGAGCUGAUGUUGAAUCUGCUGGUAGUGCCAGCACAAAGAAGAAAGGGAAGUGGCGUGCAAGUGCCUUAAAAAUGUUUUCACGCAUUUUUGUUCAAGCAUUCACUCUUACAUUUUUGGCUGAGUGGGGUGAUCGAAGUCAACUAACAACAAUUAUUCUUGCUGCUAGAGAAGAUGUAGUUGGUGUAACAAUUGGUGGCACUCUCGGCCAUUGCUUAUGUACCGGUUUAGCAGUGCUUGGUGGAAGGAUGAUUGCCCAAAGGAUAUCAGUUAGAACAGUUACAAUAAUUGGUGGUAUAGUGUUCCUCAUCUUUGCAGUUUCUGCUUUAUUCUUUGAUCCUAAUGCAGAAUAGUCCAGACACCAAGUAGCUCAACAAAACAGUAUUUUUGUAGAUUUUUUUUCUCUAAAAUAAGACCUCUUCUGUCUUGCUACUGGCUCUCAUACUAUUUCAAAACUCACAAAGGAAAUUGAGGUUUACAUGAGGGAGUGCACUGACUAUGUUUCGUCAGGCGCGGAUUGAGGUCCGACCGACAAGGUUGUCGGUUACCUACCACGGGAGAGGGGGGGAGGGGGGGCAAUCGCCCCCCAGCCCCACCCCCACCCUUAAUCCGCGCCUGUGUUCCGUUAUUUAAAUUUAAAUUGUCUUUAGAGAGCCUAGUUUCCUCUGAUCUAAAGAAGUGCUGUUUUUCUGUUGUUUUAUAAAUCUAUCUAAUAUUGCUUGAGAUUUGCAGCAUUUUACUGUGGGUGGAAAUCCGUUGUUCAAUGAAUGUUUAUCUACCUUAUGAUUGAGAUUUUGCCAUUUGUAAUUGUUUGCUUUAUUUGUAAAAUUAAGGCAUUGAGACUAUUUUGGGUUCUUUUUUUAUAUUUUGGUUUUUUGGAGAAGCCAACUUAUAUUGAAAUCAGGUAUUCUCUUUGGUGUCUUCAAUGGGAUCGGUUUUCAGUAUCUUCUAAAUUUAUGUUAUGUGAAAGAUCCCAAUUUCCCCUACAGUAGGUAGCUGUCAACAGUAGGUGACGUUUCAUCUACUGCCUGUAGAUGACGAUUCAUGUAUACUGUCAACAGUAGGUGAAGUUUCAUCGUACACAUGUGAUAAUUUUAGAAUAUGCCUCUACGGUGCGGAAGUCUGAAAAAUAAACACAACUUGAUAUCAAUAGCAGUCUUGUAAUUGUAUGUUUUCAAGGGCGCAUUUCUCUUAAAUUUCAAAAAAAAAAAAAUAACUAGAAAAUGUCUUUGUCUACUUUUGAUUGGGCUUAUAUUGUUAAAAAAGUUUUGGCUUUAUUUAUUGUGUGAGGCACAUAUUGUGAUACAUAUUACAUUAUAAGUAGUGCAUUUUAAUAUCAACACUUGCUGAACUGGAGAACUAGAGAGCACUAAAGUUUUUCUCAUACUUACUCAUAUAAGUAUACUGGCUGUGUGUUUUAUGUUCUGCUCUGGCAAGUAAUCAGUGUUAAUAAUACAAGUGUAUAACCAAUUAUGAUGAUUACUUCUAGUUCUUAUUUUAAAGUGUUUGGUAGAUAUUAUUAUUUACUGUAGCCUAAGACUCGACUGUAGCCAAACAUAUUGGGUGUUAAUAUUGGAAUGCAUACAUACCCUCAAGAAGUGUUUUACUAAGAAAAUCUGUUGAAGUGCUUUCCCUAGUGCUGUAAUUUCUUGUGUUAUGAGAUCACGAACCUAUGUUUGUCUGUAAUUUAUUGAGGGUUAUUUGUGAUGCUGAGAAGUAAAAUAACCGUUUUUCAUAAAAGUUUAAAUCUGAUCAAAUGUUAACAGCUAGUUGUGUUUGUGUUUCUUUACAUGGUUUGGAGUUAUGAAGACAAUUGUUUCUUGUCUUACCUGACCUGCAAAUUAAGUAAUUGAAAUUUAGUGUCAACGAAUAUUUUACGUGAUUAUUAUGUUAACUGAAUUGUUAAAUUUUUGUCACACUCCUUAUUUACCUCUAUGAGGUUGGGAUACUGCCAUGAUAUUUAGUUGUUUCCCUUUCACUAAGGAUGAGGCUCUGUUGACUCUGUUCAAAUUUGAAUUAUUUAUUUAUCUGAGACUCAGAUUGUAAGAUUGGUGAGAGUUAAGCUCAAAAAGUGAAUUCCUUUGUCUUUAGUUCAUUCCAUAUAGAGAUGUAAAAUCAUAACCAAUUGAUGUUUUUAAUUCAAAGUUUCAUAUGACAAUGUGGUUUGUUGGCCGUACCCUGCUUGUCCCCUGAGACAGUAAGGCGAUGCCUUUCGAUUCCUCAAGAGCAGCUGAUUCCGCCUGACCACGCCCGGAACAUGUAAUCAAUAAGCUAAACUGUACAGUGCAUUAUAUGUUUCCAAAGCAUUCUAAAGACGAUAUUUUCUUUGUGGUUGGGCGGUUCACGACGUCGUUCCUUUUGCAGCUAUUGGAAUGUAGUGUAUGCAGGCGUGGGGCCGGGUGGCCUACUCGCACGGGGCGACGGGGAGCUGCACGUAGGCCAGCCACGCGCCGUUACAGAUGCCUGCUUGUUGUGAACCGCCCAACAACUGUUGUUGCCCGUGUUAAAAGCCAGCGACCUUCAGUUAAUGUCGUUGAUUUGCUUCUCUUCGGCCGAAUAAAAGAGACUGUAUUUUUGUA
Molecule: messenger RNA, 3791 nt
Organism: Frankliniella occidentalis (western flower thrips)
Lineage: Eukaryota; Metazoa; Arthropoda; Insecta; Thysanoptera; Thripidae
Product: transmembrane protein 165
Exons: 12
Coding region: 438-1565 (375 amino acids)
Biological process (GO): calcium ion transmembrane transport; Golgi calcium ion homeostasis; manganese ion transmembrane transport
Cellular component (GO): Golgi apparatus
Molecular function (GO): calcium ion transmembrane transporter activity; manganese ion transmembrane transporter activity
Source: RefSeq, a predicted model, not a curated record